AUGGCUGAAAGCAGCCGAGGCGGCCCAAUGUGCAGCGGGGUGUCCUGCAGGCAGGAGCCGGUUCCCAGUAGCAGUGGCUGCAACUUUCCAGAGUACGAGCUUCCCGAGAUAAACACUCGCGCCUUCCACGUGGGUGCCUUCGGGGAGCUGUGGCGUAGCCGACUGCGAGGGGCCCACGACUUGUCGCUGAAGGAUCCUCCGGCGUCCUUGCUCCGUGAGGGUUCCGACUCCGCCCGGGAGGAUGCAGCGGUGGCCCUGGAUCUGGGCUGCAGCCUGGAAGCGGCGGCCGAGCUGAGGACAGUAUGCGGCCUUGAUAAACUGAAGUGCCUUGAGGAAGGUGAGGAUCCAGAAGUCAUCCCAGAGAACGUUGACCUGGUGUCUUUGGGGCUUAGAAAGAGGCUCAUGGAACAUAGGGAAGAAACCAUAACAAUAGAUCGGGUGUGCAGACAAGAAACAUUUGCUUAUGAGAUGGAGUCACAUGCUAUAGGAAAGAGGCCUGAAAACCCAGCAGACCUGGUUGAAGAGGGGGAGCUUAUCCUAUCUCUGAAUAUCUUAUACCCUGUUAUAUUUCAGAAGCACAAAGAACACAAACCAUACCAGACCAUGUUGGUAUUGGGCAGCCAAAAGCUCACAGAACUGAGAGAUUCAAUUUGCUGUGUCAGUGACCUCCAGAUUGGUGGGGAAUUCAGCAACAAUCCUGACCAAGCCCCUGAGCACAUCAGCAAAGAUCUGUACAAAUCAGCCUUCUUUUAUUUUGAAGGAACAUUUUACAAUGAUGAAAGAUACCCUGAAUGCAGAGAUCUGAGCAGAACUAUCAUUGAGUGGUCAAAGUCCCAUGAUCGAGGCUAUGGAAAGUUUCAGACUGCUAACAUGAAAGAUUUCACCUUCAAUGACUUGUAUAUCAAGCUGGGCUUUCCUUACUUAUACUGUCACCAGGGAGACUGUGAACAUGUUGUUGUCAUUACUGACAUAAGGUUUGUGCAUCAUGACGACUGCUUGGACAGGACUCUUUAUCCCCUUCUUAUCAAGAAGCACUGGCUGUGGACAAGAAAAUGUUUUGUUUGUAAAAUGUACACUGCCAGGUGGGUGACGAACAAUGACAGUUUUGCACCAGAGGAUCCAUGUUUCUUUUGUGAUGUUUGCUUCCGAAUGCUCCACUAUGAUUCAGAAGGCAACAAACUUGGGGAAUUCCUUGCUUAUCCUUAUGUUGAUCCAGGAACUUUUAAUUAA
This is a messenger RNA of Orycteropus afer afer, 1230 nucleotides long. It is a transcript of the gene SNAPC3, whose product is annotated as small nuclear RNA activating complex polypeptide 3. The coding region runs from base 1 to 1230 and encodes 409 amino acids. The transcript has 9 exons. Gene Ontology annotation, biological process: snRNA transcription by RNA polymerase II; snRNA transcription by RNA polymerase III. The record is from RefSeq and is a predicted model, not a curated record. Gene Ontology annotation, cellular component: snRNA-activating protein complex. Gene Ontology annotation, molecular function: core promoter sequence-specific DNA binding; RNA polymerase II cis-regulatory region sequence-specific DNA binding; bent DNA binding. Lineage: Eukaryota; Metazoa; Chordata; Mammalia; Tubulidentata; Orycteropodidae.